Molecule: messenger RNA, 1077 nt
Organism: Anoplopoma fimbria (sablefish)
Lineage: Eukaryota; Metazoa; Chordata; Actinopteri; Perciformes; Anoplopomatidae
Gene: lft1
Product: lefty1
Exons: 4
Coding region: 1-1077 (358 amino acids)
Biological process (GO): BMP signaling pathway; SMAD protein signal transduction
Cellular component (GO): extracellular region
Molecular function (GO): cytokine activity; transforming growth factor beta receptor binding; growth factor activity
Source: RefSeq, a predicted model, not a curated record
AUGGAUUUCCUCCGCGCUUGCGUCCUCUGCACCGCUCUCCUCGGCCUCGCCAAAGCCUUUACGCACCUGGAUAUGAAGGACGCACUGCUGCAGAAACUCGGGUUGGAUGAAGUUCCAAAGAUCCAUAAGAGGGAUCUGGAGAACCUGGUGGUUCCGGCGCAUAUCAGAAACAAGUACACGUCCAUGCUGAAGAUGCACCACGGCAGGAGACGCAGAUCUCUGCCCAGCCUGGCGGGCAUCCUCAGGGGAAUCCCCGGCAAUGCAGACUUCUCCGGGGAGUUUGUGUAUUCAGACACGGCUCGGCAGAGGAUGGUGUUCGACAUGGAGGCGAGGAUUCCGGACAACAGCGAGGUGACCAUGGCCGAGCUGAAGCUGUACCAGCAGGCCGCCUACCAGCAUCGCUUCCUGGGGGAGAGGAAGAGCCACCGACCCGUCCACCACGCCCGGGUCAGCAUCUACUGGGUGGAGGUCAUGCCCAGUGGAUCCAACAGGACAUCUCUGGUGGAUUCACGGUUGAUCCCCAUUCACGAGACCGGCUGGAGGAGCUUUGAUGUGACCCAGGCGGUGCACUAUUGGUCCCAGACCCAGCAGAAGACACCUAUGCACCUGGAGGUGUGGAUCGAGGGCGAGAGACCUGGCAGCUACGCGGCAGAGGCGGCCAAGAGUGUCCGCUUCACCACUCAGGAGCAGACGGACAACACCUUGGGGAAGCCCGAGCUCGUCCUCUACACCCUGAACCUCGAAGAAUACGGUUCUCGCGGCGACUGCGACAACAACCAAAACAAGGACUCCUGCUGCAGGGAACAGUACUUCAUCGACUUCCGCGCGCUCACCUGGACCCAGUACUGGAUCAUCGAGCCGGCCGGGUACCAGGCCUUCAGGUGCACGGGGGGCUGCAAGCAGCCCAAGCGCAACUACGGCUACGGGGAGAGGCGGUGCACGGCGUCGGAGAGCGCCCCGUUACCCAUCAUGUACCUGGUGAAGAAGGGCGACUACACCGAGAUCGAGGUGGCCGAGUUCCCCAACAUGAUUGUAGAGAGGUGUGCGUGCACCAUGGACAAUGUCUCCAUAGUAUGA